Molecule: messenger RNA, 1253 nt
Organism: Rubroshorea leprosula
Lineage: Eukaryota; Viridiplantae; Streptophyta; Magnoliopsida; Malvales; Dipterocarpaceae
Source: the annotation of a GenBank genome assembly
CAUAACUCAAAUUUCAGCAUGGACAGAAUUACGAGAGGUAGAGGGGGCCAAAGAGAGCAAAAUCUAACAAGGUGGGGAGAUUGGCAAGAUCGUGACUUAGGUAGCAUCUAGAUGAAGAUUCCUCCGUUUCAAGGCAAGAAUGAUCUAGAUGUGUAUUUGGAGUGGGAAAAGAAGGUGGAAUUGGUGUUUGAUUGCCAUAACUAUUCUAAGGAGAAAAAGGUGAAACUAGCGGCGGUGGAAUUUACUGAUUAUGCUGUGGUGUGGUGGGAUCAGCUUGUGCUUAGUCGACGUAGAAAUCAAGAGCAUCAUGUUGACACUUGGGAAGAGAUGAAAGCUGUGAUGAGAAAACGAUUUGUUCCUAGUCACUACCACCGUGAUCUCUAUCAACGAUUGCAGGGCCUUACUCAAGGGUCCAAAAGCGUUGAGGAUUAUCACAAAGAGAUGAAAAUUGCAAUGGUUAGAGCGAAUGUGGAAGAGGACAGAGAAGCAACUAUGGCACGGUUUUUGCAUGGCUUAAAUCAUGAUAUAGCUAAUGUGGUGGAGUUACAGCAUUAUGUGGAAUUGGAAGAUAUGGUGCAUAUGGUGAUGAAAGUAGAAUGGAAACUCAAGCCCGCAGCAUCUAAGUCAAAAGAAGUUGGCAACAAUGAGAAGAGUAAAACAGAUAAUACACAAGGCAAAAACCGAGACAUCAAGGGUUUUCGAUGCUUAGGAAGGGGGCAUGUUGCAUCGCAAUGUCCUAAUAAGCACACGAUGAUCUUGAGAGAAGAUGGAGAAAUUGAAACCGAGGGUGAAUCUAAUGAUGAAUCUAUGCCACCAUUAGAAGAUGCUAAUGAUGGUGUGGAAUAUGCUGUUGAUGGAGGACUGCUCGUCACUAGGCGAGCUUUGAAUCUGCAAGCUAAAGAAGAUGAUGAAGUACAACAUGACAAUAUAUUUCACAUGAGGUGCCAUGUCAAAAACAAGGACUUCAAGGACGUGUUUCUAGAAGACAUCCCUAAUGAUUUACCACCAAUAAGAGGAAUUGAGCAUCAGAUUGACUUCAUUCUAGCUGCAACAAUUUCAAACCGACCAGCAUAUUGAAGCAACCCCAAUGAGAUGAAAGAACUUUAAAAGUAGGUUGAAGAACUCAUGAAGAAGGGGCAUGUGAGAGAAAGCAUGAGUCCAUGUGCAGUUCCAGUGCUACUUGUGCCUAAGAAGGAUGGGACUUGGUGUAUGUGCGUUGAUUGUCACGCUAUCAACAAAAUCACUGUAAAGUA